This is a messenger RNA of Carassius auratus (goldfish), 4909 nucleotides long. RefSeq names its product GRB2-associated-binding protein 2-like. The record is from RefSeq and is a predicted model, not a curated record. Gene Ontology annotation, molecular function: transmembrane receptor protein tyrosine kinase adaptor activity. The transcript is spliced from 10 exons. Lineage: Eukaryota; Metazoa; Chordata; Actinopteri; Cypriniformes; Cyprinidae. Gene Ontology annotation, biological process: signal transduction. Gene Ontology annotation, cellular component: cytoplasm. Bases 269 to 2239 code for a protein of 656 amino acids.
GGUGUGUGCGAGUGAGUGGGAAAACAAACAGCAGACAACCAACAGUACUUCCUACAGCUGCGUACAACUCGAGUUUUUUCCCCCUCAUCUCGAGUCGCGUCUCUCACGCGCGUAGUGUUUACACUGAGUCCCGCUGAGCUCCGAGGACGCGUCCCAUCAUCACAGCGCUGCAGUUUACAUCCACACGCGGACCCACAUAGAUGGACCCGCAUCAUCUGAGGACUUCAGAGUGAUUUUACUGGUGUGCUUGUGUGUUUCCUUUUGUAAAAUGAGCGGAGGGGAAAUCAUCUGUCAGGGAUGGUUGAGAAAGUCGCCACCCGAGAAGAAGCUGCGGAGAUAUGCGUGGAAGAAGCGGUGGUUUAUCCUGCGUAGCGGGCGCAUGAGCGGAGACCCAGAUGUACUUGAGUACUACAAAAAUGACCAUGCCAAAAAGCCCAUUCGAAUCAUCGACCUGCACUGCUGCGAGCAGGUGGACGCCGGCCUCACCUUCAAACGCAAAGAGUUCCAGGACAGCUUUGUGUUCGACAUCAAGACAGCUGAGAGGACCUUCUACAUGGUGGCAGAAACGGAGGAGGAGAUGAACCGCUGGGUGCGCUCCAUCUGCCAGCUGUGUGGAUUCAACCAAUCAGAGGACAACCAUCACGAUGACAGAUCGUCAACCACCCACAUUUCCCGAUCCUUGGCUAAUGAUCUGGGUGGCUCUCUGGCCCCGCUGAUUGGUGAACGUAAAAUGUCUGUUCCUGCCCACUCCAGCCAGCCAAUGCUGUUCACAUUCGACAUACCUGUACGUCACUCCCAUAGUUCUCUGUCUAAUAGUGCUCCUCAGGACUACCUCUUCCUCCAUCAGUGCAUGAGCCGCAAGAGUGAGAGUGCACGGAGUGCCAGUUUCUCACAGGCCUCACGCAGCAGUCUUCUGGUGGGCAGUGACUCAGCAGUUCAGAGACUCACUCAUGGUUUCUCCCAUUGUCUGAACGGCAUGGGCGCCCAGCUUCACGGUUUCUACAGCCUUCCCAAACCCAGCAAGCAUCAGCAGCCCCCUUCAUGGACUGACUCGCGUGACGCUUGCUAUGUUCUGCCCAGAGGUUACAGCUCAGAAGAGGCGUCAGAGCUUGAAUCAGAUGAUGUCUACACCUUUAAAACCCCCAAUAACACUCUAGCAGCACCCCAAACCAUUGAGCAGCGGGCCCUUGAUAACUAUGAUUUACCCAGCAUCCCUGGCUCCGUCUACCAGAUCCCCCGCACGUUUGAUAAGAACCACAAUGCCCUGAUGCCAUCCAGUGCCGACUCCACCAAUCCGCCUCCUCCCAGACCUCCAAAACCCAGUCAAAAUGGAGAGGUGUCCGUCAUCCCCAGGAGGAACACACUGCCGGCGGUGGAGAACAUCAAGCUUCACAGAGGAUCAUCUUUUGAGACCAGCAGUCACCAAAGGCCAGUCUAUUUCAACAAUUCUGGUCAGUCAGUGGAGUCUGUAAAUGAUGGCUUCAGCUCAUACCUGAGAACUAAAGCCCCAUUGACCCGCUCCGAUAGUGCCGGCUCUGAGGAUAACUACGUACCCAUGAAUCCCGGCUCAUCCUCCUCCCCUCUCAGUGCCGCCCUGGCUGACAGUCCUAAAAGUAAUUAUAUUCCCAUGAGCCCAGGUCCUCACCAUUUUGAUUUCCCAGGAUUUUCAGCAACGUUGCCGGCCAGGAAGGGCAGUACAGCAUCACUAUGUCUCCGGCCCGGCCGACUCAGUGACGUCACGCCGCCACCAAUCAAUCGCAACCUUAAACCUAACCGGACGUCAAAACCAACACCUCUUGAUUUAAGGAACAAUGGAAUUAUUGAUGAACUUCCCUUCAAGAGCCCCAUCACCAUGUCUUGGAUCAGACCAACGCCUUUGAACUCCAUCUCGUUACAGACCUGUCGGCCCAUUUCAACCCAGAGCAUCACCAGCACUGAUUCUGCAGACAGUGAGGAGAAUUAUGUGGCAAUGCAAAACCCAGUGUCUACCUCCCCAGCGAUGAGUGGAACCAACAGUCCUGCGCCCAGGAAUUGUGGUAAUGUGGACUAUUUGGCCCUGGACUUUCAGCCUGGCUCCCCUGGUCCACACAGAAAGCCGUCCACCUCUUCAGUGACCUCAGAUGAAAAAGUGGACUAUGUCCAAGUGGACAAAGAGAAGACACAAGCCCUUCAAAACACCAUGCAGGAGUGGACAGAUGUGCGACAGUCAAGCGAACCGGCUAAAGGCAUCAAGUCCUGAUGAUUUUCUAAUCUUCACAUUGAAUGUGUUCCUCCCUGUCACUCAAAAUGCUCUUAUACUGUUACACCAUGAUAUAAACUGAUUUUCCUCUGACAAAAUAGCAAAUGAUACACCAACUAAAGCCAUAGAUCCAGUUUAUUUGGUCUUUUAAGGACAAAAAAACUCUACUAAACCUCCUAGACGGUCUUGCCAUGCAUGUUAGAAAUGUUUAACUUUAAAGUGCAGUGAAACCAAAAUUUAGCUACGUGCUCUCUCAGAGUGUGAGUGAAGAACCAUAAGCAGUGAAUAUUUAAAUCUAGUUAUAGGUGAUGUGUGCAAUUUUUUGCAAUGUUAAAAUACUUUCAUCACAUCUUAAAAUUCAGAGAAAGCUAGAAAUCUGUUUGAUUUCUUUAGUUUGAUUCACCCAGAAAAGUGCAAACACUGUGACUCUGUUGAAACAUAGCCAUUUGAUUUUGCAUCCUGAACAGCCUGACAAGGCAACACUGGCUCAACCAAUCCCAUUAGUUUAGGACAGGACUGUCUGACCAAUCGCAUACAUGGGGAUUGUUCAGGAAACCUGUUUGAAACUCAAAAAUCUUAUCUGUUUAGUGGCAAUAGUUGCACAGGAAUUACACACCUCACCUUUAACAGUAUUAUAAGGGCAGAACAUCACUUCAAACAGAAGUUUUUCUGAAUUCAUGGUGGUCUGCCUGCCAAAUUGAAUUGCAGUUCGUCCUGUAUUUCACCGUAAGAGAGAAGGUCACUUUUUUAUUUUUUUGGAAUGUAGAAAAAGUUCAAAAAAGGUCCUUGUAGUUUUUACAUAAAAAUUUGACUGCUCUCACACUUGGUCUGACAGUUGAUCAUAUGAAUAUCGCAUUAUAUGUGAAUGCAAACCCAGCCCUUUUUAUAGUGAACCGAACUCAGAUCAUCUCAAGAGGAGGUCUGUGUAUGGAUGUUUAUAUGAUGCAUUGUAAAUGCAAAGCUCACACACAACCACAAAUGUCCAAUUUUGAUUAAAAAAAAAGUUCCAAUUAUGUUUCUUUUACUUAUAAGACGAAAGUACUUAUCUAGUAAAAUGUCCAAGUGGCGCUUUUUCAUACACUGGAAGUAAAUGUUUUCUUUUUUUUUUAAAUGAGCUUGGAUAUUUUGCUUUAUAAGACCUUUGUUGUUCCACAUAGGGGUCUCGCCAAUAUACCAGUAUUAAUAAAAAUUAGAUAUGCAUGUUACUUUUCCAGAUACAUUGCACCUUAAGGGUCCGUUCACACAAAAUGUGUCCUAUUUAAAAAAAUAAAUAAAAAAAAAGAUACAGUGCACAGGCAUAGUUUAAAAAAAUUCACGUUGCAGAAUGUGAGGGUCUCGAGAUGUGCUUUUAAGACAUGAUACAACAGCAGUUAAAUUCAAAGCUCCAGCUUCCGGGGUCUUCUGAUUGGUCCACUGUUUUGGAACUGACAUUGAUGAGUGGCGCUGCUAGUAAAAGUGAAAAUUCUUAGACAUGGCGUCUUAAUGCAGCGCUUGUGCAAGACGCUGCAACAAUGGCCAUACACGUCCAUCUAGCAUGUUUACAUAGAAAAACAAUGGAAAAGUAGGGCAUUGGAAUGGAAAAAAACGUGUUCUGUGUGAACGGUCCCUAACACUGAUUGCCACCUAGUCAUAACAAAACAAAUAUUUUGCCAAUAAGGGAGUUUUUUGUUAGACACUCCAGUCUGGAGGAAGUGGCGAUCUACAGUCUUUGUACGCUAUUGUCUCUCUGCCUCCCUACACUAUUUAAAAUGUGAUUUAAUGGCCAAAAAAGAAAAAAAUCUAUUAUAAUAUCACUAUAAUCGUGUAGUAAAAAUCUGAGAUUUUGACAACCUAAGGGUAGCCUGACUAUGUCAGACUUCGUACUUCCGAGUUUGGUAUUACCAGGCUAACCUUAGGGCCAUUUCACACCAAGAACGAUAACUAUUACGACAACUAUAAUUAUAACUUUUUAUCUUUUUACAACGUUUUAAUAAAUCAAUGAGAAUAAUGAAAAACAAGGUGAAUCGAAGUCUACAACGAUAAAAACUACAACGAUAACGGCACAGAAGAACAGUAUUUUUGGAAUCACUUUCAGAAUGUUUUUUUUUUACAGCUAAUGAUCUCUAAAAUCAAAAUCCAUCCAACUUUGAAGAGCGUGAGCAUUUAAAUCGGCAGAUGACGUUACUGCAGUAAGCGCUUAUAAUACGCAGAACAUUAUUGUGCAUUGAUGUGGACACUAAUAUAGUGUAAUAUAUCGUAAUUAUAUCGUAAAUAUAUCGUAAAUAUAUCGUAAUUGCUAUCAUUCUUGGUGUGAAUGGGUCUAUAGUUACCCUUACGAAAAAGUCCUUUAGUUGACAAUAUAAGGGAGAGUAAACAAUGACAUUUUAAGGUUCCACAAUGGUUCCGUAUCCUCCUAAACUAAGGACUUUUCAAUCCAGCAGCAUGUACGAACUAACAGACCUUCUCCUUUUAGCUUGACAAAUAUGCACUUCAAAGUAUUCAUUGGGUAGUUCUUUACUCUGCAUGCAGUCUGAACACGGAUAUUGACCAUUCUUCCGUAAAACACAUUGCUUCCCUGGCUGUCAUUAUGGAAUAGUUUAGAGCAAACUUACAUAUUCAAAAAUAACCGUAAAUUCUCUAUUCAAAUACUAAUAAAAACAUACUGUCCUUAAUGUGAUUUUGUUAGGGGGA